Trichogramma pretiosum is the source of this 1956-nucleotide messenger RNA. RefSeq names its product T-complex protein 1 subunit epsilon (gene CCT5). Gene Ontology annotation, cellular component: chaperonin-containing T-complex. The transcript has 6 exons. Lineage: Eukaryota; Metazoa; Arthropoda; Insecta; Hymenoptera; Trichogrammatidae. Gene Ontology annotation, biological process: protein folding. The record is from RefSeq and is a predicted model, not a curated record. The coding region runs from base 154 to 1785 and encodes 543 amino acids. Gene Ontology annotation, molecular function: ATP hydrolysis activity; ATP-dependent protein folding chaperone; ATP binding.
ACCGCAGCGCAGUCGAAUACAUCGUCAUGGCUCUUCUCCCUCGUAGUCGUCGUUGUUCGUGUCGAGCAAACAGCAACGCAGCCGCUCUACCAAGGGCGAGUAAGAGGAAGUUUUUUUGCAAUCGCAUCAGUUGAGGGCAAAAGUUGAAGCAAAAUGACGGCUAUUCCGGGCUCUAUCGCCUUCGAUGAGUACGGCAGGCCCUUUAUCAUUUUGCGCGACCAGGAUAAGCAGAAAAGAUUAACCGGCAAUGAUGCCAUCAAGUCUCACAUUACGGCAGCUCGUAGCAUUGCCAACACACUCAAAACUUCUCUUGGCCCAAAAGGUCUUGAUAAGUUGAUGGUGAGCAGCGAUGGAGACAUCACUGUUACAAAUGAUGGGGCCACCAUCUUGAAACACAUGGAUGUUGACCAUGAAAUCGCUAAGCUCAUGGUACAGUUGUCACAGUCGCAGGACGAUGAAAUUGGUGACGGUACCACUGGAGUGGUUGUAUUGGCUGGUGCCUUGCUUGAGCAAGCUGAAAUAAUGUUAGACAAAGGCAUUCAUCCCAUCAGAAUCGCCGAUGGAUAUGAACUGGCAGCGCAGUGUGCAAUUGAAAAUCUUAAUGAAAUAGCAGAAGCAUUCCCUGUUAGCCCAGACAAUUUAGAGCCAUUGAUCAAAGUUGCUAUGACUACCCUUGGAUCCAAAAUUAUCAAUAAGUGUCACAAACAAAUGGCUGAAAUUGCUGUCAAUGCUGUGAUGGCUGUUGCAGACCUUAAAUCUCGUGAUGUUAACUUUGAACUUAUUAAAGUUGAAGGCAAAGUUGGUGGACGCUUAGAGGAUACUAUGCUUGUACGAGGAGUUGUAAUUGACAAAGACUUCAGUCACCCUCAAAUGCCUAAGCGAUUGGAACAAGUUAAAUUAGCUAUUUUGACAUGUCCCUUUGAACCACCAAAGCCAAAAACAAAACAUAAGCUCGAUGUUACUUCAGUGGAAGAUUACAAAGCAUUGAGAGAGUAUGAGAAAGAAAAAUUCAUUGAAAUGGUAAACCAAGUUAAAGAUGCAGGAGCUACCUUAGCUAUCUGCCAAUGGGGCUUUGAUGAUGAAGCAAAUCAUCUUCUUCUGCAAAGAGAAUUGCCAGCUGUUAGAUGGGUUGGAGGUCCUGAAAUUGAAUUGAUUGCCAUUGCUACUGGUGGUCGCAUCGUACCACGAUUCGAGGAACUCUCCCCUGAAAAACUUGGUUAUGCUGGAGUUGUCAGGGAAUUGACUUUCGGCACAACAAAAGACCGUAUGUUGGUCAUCGAAGAAUGCAAAAAUUCUCGAGCUGUUACAAUUUUCAUCCGUGGUGGUAACAAAAUGAUUGUUGAAGAAGCCAAACGUUCCAUCCACGACGCUUUGUGCACCGUACGUAAUUUGGUGACCAAUGAAAAAAUCGUGUAUGGAGGUGGUGCUGCUGAGAUCUCGUGUGCUCUUGCUUGCGCUGCUUCCGCUGAUAAGAUCAGCUCACUUGAACAAUACGCAUUCAGAGCAUUCGCCGAUGCUUUAGAAGCCAUCCCAAUGGCUCUUGCUGAGAACAGUGGUUUACCCUCUGUCAGCGCAUUAUCUGAAAUCAAAUCACGUCAGCUUGCCGACAAAAACCCGGCUAUUGGUAUCGAUUGCAUGAACCGUGGAACUUCGGAUAUGAGAGUUCAAAAUGUCAUCGAAUCGUUGAAGAGCAAAACUCAACAAAUUUUGCUGGCAACACAGCUAGUGAAAAUGAUCUUGAAAAUCGAUGACAUCCGAUCGCCAGCCGAUGCUGCUGGAUAUUAAAGAAAGAUAUUUCUUAAUUGAGUGUUGAUACCAAUUUAAUUGUUGAACAUAGAAAUAGAAUAUUUUUUCAUGUUUAUAACUGAGUCCUGAUUAUGAACUGACCAUUUUUUUAACAUGAAAAUUAAAAAAUUCACUUAUAAGAAUUUUACAAUAAAAAAACUCGAAACAAUA